Messenger RNA from Synchiropus splendidus (mandarinfish), 1532 nucleotides. RefSeq names its product mediator complex subunit 22 (gene med22). Gene Ontology annotation, molecular function: transcription coregulator activity. NCBI's taxonomy places the organism in Eukaryota, Metazoa, Chordata, Actinopteri, Syngnathiformes, Callionymidae. Gene Ontology annotation, cellular component: mediator complex. The record is from RefSeq and is a predicted model, not a curated record. The coding region runs from base 143 to 565 and encodes 140 amino acids. The transcript is spliced from 4 exons. Gene Ontology annotation, biological process: regulation of transcription by RNA polymerase II.
GGUGAUGAGCAGACCAGCCCAAAUCGCGGCAUUUCUAGUGCAGUAGAAGAAGAAUUUUGACGCUUGACUGUUGUGAUGCUCAUAUAGUUUACAAAGCAUGUGAUUAAGGACUUAAAGUGGUGCUUCUCCUUUGCUGGGUACAAUGGCCACGCAGAGAGCGCUCCCGCAGAGCAAAGAGACUCUUCUCCAGAACUACAACAAGAGACUGAAGGACGACAUCCGCUCCAUUAUGGACAAUUUCACCGAGAUCAUCAAAAGUGCCAAGAUCGAGGAUGAGACGCAGGUCUCCAGAGCAACACAAGCGGAACAAGAUCACUACGAGAUGCACGUUCGAGCUGCAAAUAUUGUGCGAGCCGGAGAGUCGCUCAUGAAGCUGGUCUCGGACCUGAAGCAGUUCCUGAUCCUGAACGACUUCCCCUCUGUGAACGACGCCAUCAGCCUCCAGAACCAGCAGCUGCGAGCUCUGCAGGAGGAAUGUGACAAGAAGCUCACGUCUCUCAGGGACGAGAUCGCCAUCGACCUGUAUGAGCUAGAGGAAGAAUAUUACUCCUCAAGGUACAAGUAGGACACUUUGUAGACCCACCACCCCAUACCCUUCUGUCGUCACACAUCCAGUCUCACCUUCCAUCCCCGGUCACUCGAGCAGUUCCAGUGUGAGAGUUGCUGAUGUGGCACGGGGGGUUGACGGGAGUCCAAGUGCCUUACGUCAAAACAGGGUUUUAGUUCGUAGUUUUACUUUAAUAUCAAUAAAUAUGUUAGGGAAGUAACAUAAAAGUUACAAAGUAACUUUUGCAUUUUAAAAAUAUUUAGAUAUAAAACUGUUUUUUAAUCAUAGUUAACAACGCUGUGUUCUAUAUGCUCAAGUUUCUCUCACUUUUCGAAACUAGCCAGGUGCUGUGUCAAGGUUAGUUUAUUGGGAGGAGUAUUCCUCCUCCACUAAAGCAGCGCUGACUGAGAUUACCUUUAGAGGCUGCUGCCACUGAUAGUGACAGCUCUGAUAGUGAACUCUGGCUUGGUAAACGCAGCGUCAUCUCUGCCACAAAUAUUAUUGAAUUGAUUUCCAGGAUAAUUUAUGUGGCAAUGAUAAUGGUCAUUUGAAUCUUAUGAUGUCACAGUGGACUGACAAUAUUUAUUUUCUUAAAAAUGAAUGUUUUUAUCGACUGCUAUAUUUGGUCGUCCUCAGUUUGUCCCGAUAAAUGAGCCUCGGGGGGGUUGAAUGGUAAAAUGAUUCACAUCCAUCGUCAUAGUUUUUGUGGCUCAUUACGUGUGUAUUGGUGCUGGAAUCUGAUGUGCAGCUGUUUCAUGAGAUUAAAUAUGAAAUUUAAAUAAAGUAGAAACCUGGACAGUAGUUGGUCUGGUGCAGUUUGGAGCAUGUGCAGUGUGGCCUUCAUCACUCUCUGCUAUCGCUCUGCUUUCCAUCAGUUGCUAAUCUCACUGAAAAGUCGUUUUAAUGAGCUUGGUCCGUGCGCUGGUGCUGGUGUGUGUGUGUGUGCGCACAUGUGUCGCUGCGCUGCUUCUGCUGUGCAUCAUCC